AUGUCGAUUAGGAUAGCCCUCGACAAUGCGCCCGAGUUCUACACCAACCUCGACUCCGUGACCGGCCGUGUCGUGCUGCAUCUGAGCCGGCCCGAGCAGAUUGGCGGCAUCGUCGUCAAGCUCGAGGGCGAGUCCAAGACGGCUCUGGGUCUGCCCCAGACCUACGACGACCGCUCCCCGCGGCCCGGUGGCGGCCCCGGGAGCAUCGCCAGCGAGAACCACAAGAUCCUCUACCGCGUCGCCCAGGUCUUCCCCACCUACGAGGACGACCUCGGCGCCGGCUCUGCCAGCUCCAGCUUCUCCCAGAGCUACAUGAUCCAGGCAGGCCAGCACGAGUUCCCUUUCACCUUCAAGCUGCCCCUCAACAACGCCUGCAGCGACCCCGUCGCCAUGUCCAAGAUCGGCGGCAUCGGCGGCAUGGGUGGCUUCGGUGCCGGCAUCGGGCCCUUCGGCCUCGGUGGCGCCAGGGUCAUGGACGGGAGCAAGCAGCUGUUCCUUCAGCACGUCGCCAAGACCCUGCCGCCCUCCUUCACCGGCUUCCCCCGCCAGGCCGAGGUGCGCUACUACCUCAAGGUCACCAUCCAGCGGCCCGGCUUCCUCAAAGAGAACUGGCGCUAUCAAAUCGGCUUCAAGUUCAUGCCCAUUGAGCCCCCGCGCCCGCCCAAGACCACCCAGGAGGCCUUUGCUCGACGGCCCUUCUCAUUCAAGCCACGUCCGCAGCAGGCCCUGCAGAAGAAGAAGUCGUCCCUCUUCGGCUCCAGCAAGGAAGACGCCGCCACAACCGAUCCGGGUGCCGUGCCGCCCUCCAUCGAGCUCUCGGCCCGCCUGCCGCACCCCCCCAUCCUGACGUGCAACCAGCCGCUUCCGCUGCGGCUCAUCGCCAAGAAACUCGUCCCCUCGCACGAGCAGGUCUUCCUUACCUCGUUCCAGAUCGAGCUCGUCGGCAAGACGCACGUGCGGUGCCACGACCUUUUCAACACCGAGGUCAGCAAGUGGGUCGUCGCCACUCAGACGGGGCUCGCCGUGCCCAUCCUCGCGGACCCGGCCUCGGAUGACCUCUCGCUCGAGUCCGUCAUCCCGGACGACCUGUGGCGGAACAUCCCGCUGCCCAACACUGUCGCACCGUCUUUCAUCGCCUGCAACCUUCAGCGCCACUAUGAGCUCGAGAUCCAGCUCGGCCUAUCCUGGGGGAAGCCGCCCAGCCCUCGAGGCUUCCUGAGCUCGUCCAAGGACAACCCGGCGGCGCAGACCAUCUUCCUGCCGUUACAUUUCUCCAAGAUCCAGGUCUACUCUGGUAUCGCCCCGCCGCCGCAAUUGCUCGAGGCCCUGGCCGCCCAGGCGAGCAGACCCACCGCCGCGACGCUGGGGGUGCCACCGAGGCUACCCCCACGGACGUCACAGUCCUCCUCCGCGACGCCCACGUCGCAGUACCGUCCCGGACAGCAACGACCACCGGCAGCGGCGGCGGCGGCGGCGGCGGCGGCGGGGCCGGGACUGGGGCCUGGAUCGCAAGCGCCGCAAUAUGACCCGCUGUACCCACCGCAGAUCGGCACGCCGGGGGCCACGGGCUUCGACGAGGCACCGCCGAGCUACGAUGAGGCCAUGGCUGCGAACGCGUCGGGGCCGGAGGAGAGACCAGCGUACAGUGGCGUGACGAACGAGAACGCGCCGAGCCAGAUCCCGGAAAAGAGCUAG
This is a messenger RNA of Colletotrichum higginsianum IMI 349063, 1695 nucleotides long. RefSeq names its product Arrestin. Gene Ontology annotation, molecular function: ubiquitin protein ligase binding; protein-macromolecule adaptor activity. The coding region runs from base 1 to 1695 and encodes 564 amino acids. Gene Ontology annotation, cellular component: plasma membrane; cytoplasm; cytosol. Gene Ontology annotation, biological process: ubiquitin-dependent endocytosis. The transcript has a single exon. The record is from RefSeq and is a predicted model, not a curated record. Lineage: Eukaryota; Fungi; Ascomycota; Sordariomycetes; Glomerellales; Glomerellaceae.